AUGGCCCUUGGCGGUGGCCCUACUAAGGGAGCUCCAUCUGGUGGCGUUGAGAAUGGAACUGAUAAGGCAGAAGCCACUGCCUUCGACACAGUUGUGGAAAUAUCUAACCUCCUGGAGACAGGUUUGGAUAAUGAAGAACUGUUGAUGUGUACCAAACUGAUAGAGUCAGGUGUCAAUCCAAUAGCCUUGGCGAUGUCUAUUCACACGAUCAAACAAGGUCAGUAUAAGCAGACCUCUACCCGGAAAUAA
Opisthorchis viverrini is the source of this 249-nucleotide messenger RNA. RefSeq lists its product as hypothetical. The transcript has 2 exons. The record is from RefSeq and is a predicted model, not a curated record. Gene Ontology annotation, biological process: gamma-tubulin complex localization. Bases 1 to 249 code for a protein of 82 amino acids. Lineage: Eukaryota; Metazoa; Platyhelminthes; Trematoda; Opisthorchiida; Opisthorchiidae. Gene Ontology annotation, cellular component: gamma-tubulin ring complex.